AGGGUGACGGUGUACUGUCAACUGCAUGGGUGUUGCUUCUUCCGGUGUACUACAACACGCAGAAAAUAAAUUAGAGUGAAACACAAGAGAGGAGGAGGAGGCAGAGAGGGUAAAGCAUCAGUAGGUAGCAUCAUGGACACGUUCCUGGCGUACAUCGGGGAGUUUGGCAGGUACCAGAGGAGACUCUUCCUGCUCCUCUCACUGCCUACUGUAGUGGUCUCCAUGCAGAAGCUGGCGUGGGUGUUUCUGGGUGCUCGCGUCAACCACAG
Molecule: messenger RNA, 269 nt
Organism: Cherax quadricarinatus
Lineage: Eukaryota; Metazoa; Arthropoda; Malacostraca; Decapoda; Parastacidae
Source: RefSeq, a predicted model, not a curated record